Messenger RNA from Zophobas morio, 1802 nucleotides. Its product is annotated as gastrula zinc finger protein XlCGF26.1-like. Gene Ontology annotation, molecular function: RNA polymerase II cis-regulatory region sequence-specific DNA binding; DNA-binding transcription factor activity, RNA polymerase II-specific; zinc ion binding. The record is from RefSeq and is a predicted model, not a curated record. Gene Ontology annotation, cellular component: nucleus. The coding region runs from base 251 to 1654 and encodes 467 amino acids. Lineage: Eukaryota; Metazoa; Arthropoda; Insecta; Coleoptera; Tenebrionidae. Gene Ontology annotation, biological process: regulation of DNA-templated transcription. The transcript is spliced from 2 exons.
AAUGAUGACGUUUUUGUGCGAUGCACUGGAUCAUUACGCCGAGGUGGCAACGAACUUUUGACAUUUGUAUUUUGUGCUUUGUUUUGUUUUGUUUUGUUCUGUUUUAUCGACGUGUUCUGUGGCAUUUCAAACAUAAUGUCACGAGCGUUGGCUACACAAGAUUUCCCACGGCGACGGCCUCCCGAACGUCAUCUGCCACCGCUGCCUCUAUAAGAUCGAAUUCUGCCUCGAGUUCCGCAAGCUAUGUUUCAUGUCCGACGCCACCCUCCGUCAAUUAAACGCGGCGAUGGCGACCGAGAACGGCCCCGCCGACAACGGCCCGCCGCCCCAGCUGCCCUUCUUCGAGCAGCUCGCCAACGGCAACGAAGAAGACGUCGUCAUGGUGGUGGACCCCACGGCUCUCGACUACGAGUCCGAGUACGAAAGCGAGAACGACAGGCCCAGCGACGGUGAAAACGUCGAGACUACGGAUACCUACGGCGGGAAGAACGUGUCCAUGUGCCGGUACUGCGAUCACGCCUUCACCGACAAGGGCGAGUGCGUCGAGCACGAGAACACGGCCCACAACAACGAGGUGCCCUACACCUGCAGCCUGUGCGAGAUGGGUUUCGCGGACCGCCUGCAGUAUUCGGCGCACCUCAAGGGGGUGCACCAGAACGACAAGCCCUACAACUGCCCGCAGUGCGACCGGACCUUCGCCAGGAGGUCCGACUUGCGGAAGCACACCGUGGUGCACACCGGCAUCAAGCCCUACACCUGCAUGGUGUGCUCCAAGUCGUUCUCGCGGAACACGAACCUCUCCAAGCACAUGCGGAUCCACUCGGGGCAGAAGCCCUUCGUGUGCCCCAAGUGCCCCAAGACGUUCUUCUCCAAGGGAGACCUCACGCGCCACGCCAUCAUCCACUCGGGGCAGAAACCCUUCAGUUGCAACUUCUGCCACUUGAGUUUCGGGCGCAAGGACAAGCUGCUGCGGCACGAAAAGCGUCAUUUCCCGCAGGAGAACUGCGAGGACAAGUCGCACGAGCUGCAGUUGAUGCGCGACAACCUCGGGGAGUACUACGCGAAGGACGGCGACGAGACGCGCGACAGCGAGGACAAGCAGGAGGCGUGGGCCGACUCGGAGAACAUGGUGAUCAGCUUGGACCCCUUCAACCACAACAGCUUCGACGGGUCCGUGAAGGCGGAGAACGCAUCGGAGACGGAUUUGACGGCGGAGCCCAAGGAGGCGGCGGACGGCGCCGAGCUGCGCGACCUGCCGCAGAUCCCGGCGCACAUCACGGGGGACAGCUUCUCGAACGACGACGGCAAGCGCUACUCGUGCGACUCGUGUCCGAAGACGUUCUCGAACCCGGAGAACAUGCGGUACCACCACGCCACGCACUCGGGGAUUAGGCCGCACGCGUGCACGGUGUGCAAGAAGACCUUCAUCAGGAAGCGGGAGCUGGACAGGCACUUCGCCACGCACACGGGGAUGAAGCCGUUCAAGUGUGUCAAGUGCAGCAAGAGCUUUGGGCGCAAGGACAAGCUGGUGCGGCACAUGCGGAUCCACGACGUAAACAAGGAGCACUCGUGCACGAUGUGUCCCGCGACGUUCAACAGGCGGGACGGACUACUGCAGCACAUCAAAACGCACGUCAAGAACGAACAGAGUUAAAUUGUUAUUUAUUUUUUUUAUCGUGUCUUCACAUGUUUUAAAGAUUUUAGGCUUUUUUAGAUUAUGGUAUUUAAUUAAGUAGUUUUUAAUUUCUGUUACGAUUUUAGUGAUACUUAUAUUUUGCACCGAAUAAAGUAUUUUUGCAGAG